AUGAACAACUCUACAGUAAACAUCAGCACAUCUGCAAACUCCACAUCUUCAUCUGAGGUGUCAUUAGGCAUUCUAGAGAUUUGUGUGUACAGCAUCAAUUUCCUGUUGGGUUUUCCUACACACUUCUUCAUUAUAUAUCUCAUCAUCACAGGACGAGGAAGUGGAUUCGCAUCAGACUUCUUCCAUCUCAAUCUCUCAAUUUGUGAGAUUGGUAGUUCUCUGUAUUGUUUGUUUGCUGUCCUGUCACGUUUUGUGCCAGGUUUUGUAAUAUUAAGUUUUUUAUUUGGACUACUCCUCACCGGUCGUCCUCUGUUUCAAUGUCUGAUCUGUGUCGAGCGUUACCUGGCUGUGGUUCAUCCUGUAACCUUUCUGAAGUACAAACCUCUCAGAUAUAAAGUCAUCUGUUGCACUGCUGCAUGGCUUAUAUGUUGUGGCUCCUGUUCAUUCUGCAUGUAUAUAUUUAUGGUACGUAAUACAAAGGAAUAUAGAUGGUUUGUCUCUGUGCAGUUCCUCGUCUUUCUCUCCAUUCAGUUGUUUUGUGGUUUGGCUGUUCUCAGAGCUCUGAAGCAGUCAGGACCAGGAGAGAGAGGAAGAGAGAGAGAGGAGGAAAACCACAUGAAGAAAAAAGCAUUUCAUCUCAUUCUUAUAACUACUGUGAACAUGAUAAUCAUUUAUGUUCCAUUCACUUUUGCAUUAUUUGUUAGCAUGAGAUUUGGGUUGCAUGUCUGCUUCUGCUCUAAAUGA
Messenger RNA from Misgurnus anguillicaudatus (oriental weatherfish), 744 nucleotides. Lineage: Eukaryota; Metazoa; Chordata; Actinopteri; Cypriniformes; Cobitidae. The record is from RefSeq and is a predicted model, not a curated record.